Phytophthora nicotianae INRA-310 is the source of this 527-nucleotide messenger RNA. RefSeq lists its product as hypothetical. The coding region runs from base 127 to 477 and encodes 116 amino acids. The record is from RefSeq and is a predicted model, not a curated record. The transcript is spliced from 2 exons. NCBI's taxonomy places the organism in Eukaryota, Oomycota, Peronosporomycetes, Peronosporales, Peronosporaceae.
GGGCAAACAUGGCGCCUCCAAACACCGCACAAAAGAUCCUGAUUUAGGCAAAAGAUCGCGAUUUCAAACUUUCUACUCUGACCAGAAAGUUUUUAUCGCGAUCUUCCCUCGUGGGGGCGCCUAAACAUGGCGUCUGAGGUCAUGACGCUGCAAGCGCAAGCAGGGAAGAGAGCUGACAGCGGCUUCAAGAAGGAAGCGUGGACCGAAGCACUCGCUGCAUUCAACAACCGUUUCCAGACGAAGCUGUCGAGGCAACAGAUCAAGUCCAGACUGACAGCGCUGAAAGGCAUCUAUACGUCGAUCAAGGCGAUGCUGGACGCGUCAGGAUUUGGCUGGGAUGAUGAACGUCAUGUCGUGCUAGUGCAUGACUCCGUUUGGGAUGAUUAUGUCAAGGUACAGCUAUUGCACACUACAAGCAUUGACAAACUGUAUUACCCAGGAUUAAAAAUUCGAUCUUUUUACGAUCGCUUCAAAUGAAAUACCUGCACCGUUUUGAUGACCAGCAACAGAGAUAGUAACUGCUAUAG